Molecule: messenger RNA, 10654 nt
Organism: Eublepharis macularius
Lineage: Eukaryota; Metazoa; Chordata; Lepidosauria; Squamata; Eublepharidae
Gene: CMTM4
Product: CKLF like MARVEL transmembrane domain containing 4
Exons: 4
Coding region: 156-791 (211 amino acids)
Cellular component (GO): membrane
Source: RefSeq, a predicted model, not a curated record
GCGCCCGAGGCGGGAAAGCGGCCGGGGGAGCGAAGGGGGCAGCGCUUCCCUCCCGAGAUGCCUCCUCUGCCGCCGCCGCCGCCGCCCGCCUGAAGCGGCGGGACCCGCUCGCCGCCCCGCCAGCCCCCCGUCCCCGGGCGCCCGGAGGAGCCACCAUGAGGAGCGGCGAGGACCUGGAGGGCUUCGACGGCGAGGCGUCCAGCACCUCCAUGAUCUCGGGCGCCAGCAGCCCCUACCAGCCCACCACCGAGCCGGUCAGCCAGCGCCACGGGCUGCGCGGCCUCCGCUGCGACCCCGACUACCUGAAGGGGACCCUGGGCAGGCUCAAGAUCGCCCAGGUGGUUUUGGCGUUGAUUUCCUUCAUCUGCAUUGAGACCAUAAUGGAAUGUUCCCCGUGUGAAGGCCUUUAUUUCUUCGAAUUCGUCAGCUGUAGUGCAUCUGUAGUUACCGGAGUUCUGUUGCUUAUGUUCAGUCUAAAUCUCCACUCAAGAAUACCGCAGAUCAACUGGAACAUUACAGAUCUGGUCAAUACUGGACUCUGCACUUUCUUCUUUUUCAUUGCAUCUGUAGUACUUGCUGCUCUAAACCAUAAAAAAGGAGCAGAAAUUGCAGCUGUGAUAUUUGGUUUCCUGGCAACUGCAGUCUAUGCUGUGAAUUCAUUUUUAGCAGUUAAAAACUGGAGAAUUAGCAGCCGACAGCAAAACACAAGGCAGACCAGUGAUUAUAUGCGGGCACGGACAGAAUCGAGAGAAGUAGAUCACCGCCCAGAGAUUCAGCGCCUGGAUGGGUGAAAAAAACCGUGCAAAGCAGGAACCCCAGAGGAAAAGAAAAUUAAUAAAAGCCUGCAGACCUUUUACAUUUUUUCCUGCUUUUAUAGGAAAUGAAGGAGGAGCAUGUGUUGGCUGAGAGUGCAAGCAUGUACAAAGAGAGGGAAGAGAACCAGCAAUUAGAAGCAAUUGGCACGAGGGCUAUAAAGAUUGACCUUUUCAGAGGAAGAUUCUUAUCUGCAAUCAUGAAGAACGGUAGUGAUAUUUUAGAGUGAACAACUGUCUGGUGCACCAUACUUUCUUGAGUUAGUAAAUCCAUCAAGGGACUUGGUUUCCAUCACCCAGUAGAAAUGUUAAAAUCAACACUGGCCCUGGAUUGUUCUUUCAAAACAAAAAGUUUCCAAUAAACAGAAGUUUUGCGGUUGAGGAGUGGGGGGAGAAUCCAAAGGAGCAAUAGCAAUAACGUGAGAUGCUAUGUACAUUUCCCUUAGCAAGAUUUGCCAGUUGAGUUUCUUACACUCCCAACAUUUGAUUGUGUACCUGGAACAAACAGCCUUGUCAGGUUUUUGGUUGGGGGCUUGGCAACGAAAUAAGCUUUGGCGUACCAAGAAAGCGCAAUGCUUUGCUCGGUUUGCAACCACAGCUAGGUAUGAGCUAAGGCUGAUACUGCUGUAUGUUGCACAUUCUUUCCUCUCUAGAUGGCGACUGUAGAGGUCCAUGACAUUUCAGCUUGUGAGGAAAAAUCAAUUAAUGAAAGGUCGAUGUUGAGUCCUUUCUGUUUGUCAAAAUACUUACCCCAGUGAAAGUUAAUUUUUCUUCCUCGUUAUUUUAAUGCUCAACCAUAAGAAAAUCUCGUUGUGGUCCAUGCGUUGCAGUGUUUUUGAAACUGAGUAAUUAUCCUGAGAGUUUGAUUUGCAUGGCUGCAAACUUCAGUUGUCCAACUUCAGUUAAUCUUUUUUUCUGAAUUAAAAUAUUUUGAAUAACUUAGUUGGGGGGUAUCUAAAUUAAUAGCUUUAGGCGUUCAAGCAAAUUUACAAAACGUUUGGGUCAUUUGCACAGGUGAAAGAUUAUUUUCUGCUAGUGAUGUGGACAGAAUAAUUUGGCCCAUCUAGUUUACAUAGCCUCACUUUUCUUUCCACCUUUUUGGUAUUUCAUGCGAAAAUAAUGUACUCUGCUGGUAGGCGACUGGGGUUUACAGCCAGCAAUUUGAGUCUCUUUGGCUUUGUGUGUAGUGUCACUUGCAUCUUCUAGUUAGGUCAGUUACAAGACUAAUACGUAAAAGGUUUGAUCUAAAGUUGUUGUCCCAUGGGUAUCCUUUGGACCUCAAUGUCCUUAAGAGACAGUAUCUAUUCUUCUCGAAAUGUGAAAAUUGUUUCCCCUACUAAAGUUUUCUUGGGAAGGUGCUUUCUCUCUCCAUGUUCAAUUUUUAUGUUCCCUUGACAAAGCCAAGAGGUAAAAUGUUAAGGUAUUGUGUUUGUGAAUGCAGAUCUACAUUGGAAAUUAUGGGAUGGAUAGGUCCUCACUCUUACAUUUGUUGACAGUGCUGGUGGUAGUUGUUGCCCUUGCAUUCCAUGUUUGCAUCUUGCUUGCCUGAUAUCUGGGUCCUAAAAAUGCACUUGAGCCUGUGAGAUUCACUCUGUCCUUUACCCUUUGAUUUUCCUGUUGCUUAAAGUCCAUCUCCUAAAAAGUCUGGGAACUAGCCAUGUUCCCCGUCUUCGUGAUUUUAACGUCAGUAGCAGAUGCAGAAUUCGCCACCCUAAAAAGGCGUGCUUUCAGUUACUUUUAAAAAACAUUUCUGGUCUUUUGGCUCUGGAGAUAAGCUUAUGGGCACUUCCUGGAAAUGUGGCUAUUAGUGGUUGAAGGGAAAUCCAGACCUUUACAUACUGCACCUAUGAACUGCACAAGAUAAGCCAAAUAAGCAUGUAAAUGUGCCUUGUUUGCAUAACAGGCUGGAGAAUGUGUCUUCUGUUCACAAAGGUGAAAUAAUAUUUUUGUUUUGAAAUCAUGGGUUAUAUAUAGCAUCUGCUGAUUCUUAGAAAGCCUUGAAAAUAGCUCCCUAGGCCCUUUAAAUAUGCAUUGAACCCCAGUUGCUUUGGUCCAGACUUAGUGUAACAUUAUGCUUCGUUGUUAUCGAAUGCCUAAGAGCUGCUAAUGCUAUCGUAGCCCAAUAGAUUGGCUGCAGCAGGCAACCGCUUAAGGAUUAAAACCUGCUCUUUCUCCAAGAUUAGAUACCAUGGGGCACAAACACUAAGGCUACAAUUCUAAUUGGGUAAUGUUUUCGUUUUUGAUCGCAAAACGUAUUUUGGGAUGUUUCUAGUUAGAACUGCUUAUCGUAAAGAUUGAGUUAAAUCUGGCAACUUCUAGGUUGGACUUAGAAGGUAGCUGUAGAGAAAUAUUUUAAUAUCCUUUCCAAAAGCUUUUGACAUAAUAUUUAAGAAUUCAUUUUGCGCUCCUGUUCUCAUGCAAGUUAAGUUAUGGGAGGACACUGUGUGUUUGCUACUGCCGGCCCACUUCCUGAAUUACUAAGUGUCUUCAGUUUACUGUCUAGUUUUCAGAAAGGACAGAAGCUGCCUGGGAAUUAUUUCUGUAGUUCUGUAAUGAUUAAUUCACCUUAAUUUAACCUCUGGGGGUGGCGAUGAGAUCUUUGGAGCCGUCAUAACUUACUUAGAAACUCAGUCUGUUUAAUUUUCAAUCAGAGUGAAAUACUGCAAAACGUUCAAUAUUUCUCGCUGUUUGUAGAGCAGGUUCCCUGGUUAAUGUGAGAGAGGAAUUGUGUGCUUCUUGGCGAUGCUUCUGAGACAGCCAAGCACGUGGACAAAGAUUGUGGAUAUUUUCCUUUUAUAGCUAGUCUGGCCAGUAACUGUUGAUCAUCCUUCUUUAAAAAGCUCACAAAAAUGAUUACUUUGUUCCAUUGUCAACAUAGUUACCAGAGAAAAUCCUCUUCUAGAACUUUUGGAUAGUAUGUUGUAAUUUUUUAAAGCUUUCUCUAAGAUUUCUUUUUUUAAAGGACCAAAGAUCAAGUCCAGGUUUUUGGACGAGACACAUUAACAGUCCAAAAGGGGAUGGAUCUGGUUGGCACGCGGAUGGACGUUAAUAUAAAAAUAGACUUCUGGUACCUAGUGAAUUUUGGGGGGUAAAAUAGUGCAGUGAAAUCUCUGAAGCACGUAUUGAUUGGACUAAAAUUUCAAGAGCUUUCUACUUGGAAUGUUACUGUUUUCACUGACACAGCCUCCCCUGCAAAGAACUAGGCUUUUCCUUUACAAUUCUGUUCUGACUGGCAGUUCUCACCAGUCUUGGGCAGAGGGGCCUUUCUCAACAGCUGCUGCCUGCCAGAAAUUUGGGACCAUCGGUAUACGAAGCAAGGACUCUGCUACUGAGCCACUGCCUCUCCUUCCAUUUUAUUUUUGUGUGUGGGUGGAAUAUUAGAUCCAAAGCAGGUUGUCUUUGUGUUCAUGAACUACAACUCCCCAGCCUGCCUUGUGAACUCUAUUCACACAAGUAAAGAUUCUCUGGUUCCCUGUCAUCACUGCCGCAAAUGCAGAGGUAUCCACAGAAGCAAUGGAUCAUUCCCUUUUUUGUUUGUAUUUUCUUCUGUCAGCUGCCAUUUUCUCUGCAUUUUUCACUUGCUGUGUCCCUGGAAGUCUUUUUGAGCCUCUCCUUUUUUUUUUUUUUACAAAAAUAAAAACAUGAAAUAGUAUAUCAUGGCAAUAGAUCAUUAUUGCACUAUAGCGCAAUAGCAGUUUCUUAUUUUUUUUUAAAGCCCUCUGGUGGUACGGCAAGGAAAAAGGCAUUGAUGUGGGCAGGACCUUUGGAAAUGCACCUCUUCCUGUCUAGACAGUUUGCUAACCUGCUUGGACUGUGUUCUUUCUGGAAAGAUUGCACCAAACCAAAGUUGAGAGAGAAUGUUCCAAGGAUAGGGAAAGUGUGGAAAGUGGACAAUUAGAGGAUGAAACAGACCAUUGGCCCACUUGAAAUUGUUCUCUAGUUUCUGGCCCAAACUGUGUAGGUUGAAGUACAAAUACAUGAGAUGACGAGGGCAUCCAAAGAACUUGGGAGAUGCUGCUAAAAUGGGAUGAAUCUUUUCAUAGGAAUUUAGAAAAUAUUUUCAGAAACAAUGAACACUGCAACUUGUUGCCUGGUUCUAAGCUGUUGACUUCAAUAUAAGCUGAUGUAGGUGACAAAAUUUAUAGGCUGUUUUUUCUGUUGCAGUUAAGUGCAAUUUAAAUUAUAACUAACCACCAUCCCUUUCCCUAAUACUGUAUGAUUUAGGGUUCUAUGAAAGUGAUCUGUGCAAAUGAGACUCCUUAGUUAAGGUUGCACAGAACUUGAUACAGAAGAGCGAUGUUUGCUACUUUUCUUAAUAACCAAACACUUCCUUUUUUAAAAAAUAGGACUUUAAAGACCAAAUUCGAUCUUUAUUUAUACUCAAAUAUAAUAAGCAUUGGGCCUGGGCACUGGUAGAUAUAUGCAUUGUACAGUAAUAUUUUUUUUCAUCCCAUCAUACGUAUGCAAUCUGCUCCACUUGCUGUUAUGAUUUCUAGUCCAGUUGUGUUAAUUGAGAAUGUUGAUAUCGGCGUAGCGGACAAAGCAGUGCUGGGUUACCCUCAUCCUGUAACAUUUCUGAUGUAAGGGAGACACAUGACCUCUUUGAUCUGCUUUUCCUCUCCGGCUACUGAUCAAGAUAAACCACCUGAUUGUCUGAUGGGAGUGGAUCAGUCCUUGCCACCACAGUGUUGAGUAGCUGUUGUUUUUUCAAAAGCAUAAUGGAACUUAUGGCCAUAAACAAAUGAUCCCCUUUAAAGCAUAAUAUUGUGGAACUGGUGAUGGUGUGAUGGUGUACUUUCACCUCUUUUGCGAGAGCAAUUGAAUUACUUUAGUAGUUGAUAGCACCUAAAUAAUUGGCAUUUCUCUCUUCUCUCCCUUUGCUUUGGGCGCUAACAACAUUUUUUAAAAAAAUUAAUCUGUAGAGCACAUCUUUUUAACUUGGCAGAGCAAUGUAUUUGAUUCAUAGUUUGUACAGUAGUCUUGAUUCUUGUAUUUAUAUUGCAGAACUUUGCAUUUUCAGUGUUGAGUUUAUUUCUUCCUUAUGGUUUUCAUGGAAAAAAUUAAUGUAUUUUGAAGGCCGUGUUGUCAUUUUUUUUUUGUAAUUAAUUAGAAAGAUGCAAUUACCCAAGGCUAUAUCCAGGUCUUUGGAGUUGUGGCUUCCGUGGCUAGGGCAGGUCCCUUCAGCUGUAGUAAUAACCUCUGGAGAAAAAAUAAGAUGGCAGUGGGAGAUUUUUUUUUGACAGCUGCAGAUGAUUUUGUAGAAUACAGUAUAUCUACUUCUGUAGUUUCUUGAUUCAUCUAACUUGAUACGCCCAGUUCUCAGAAAUAGAUGGCUUGAAGGAAAUGCUCCUUGUAACUAGCUUACCUGAUAAUUUUUUAAUCUUCAUGUCCUGCAGCUCUGGAAUAGUCUCUUAUUUUACAUUUUUUAUGACUAUUUUGAAGUACACCCUUACCUGGAUAGUCCAGGCAAACCUGAUCAUGUCAAAUAUUGGAAGCUAAGUUUUGGUUAGCAGUUGGAUCGGAGACCUCCAGCGAGGUCCAGGUUGCAGAGGUAGGCAAUGGCAAACCACCUCUGUUAAUGUCUUGCCUUGAAAACUCCGUUAGGGGUUGCCACAAGUCAACUAGACGGCACUCUCCAUCACCACGUUUUUAAGAAAUUGGUUUGGAUUGAAGAUUUUAAAAAUAUCAUUUGCUCUCAAAAACGUCAUAGUGAAAUCUCUGGAUUUUUAACAAGUGAAGGGUGUCUUUCAGUAACAGAGCAAGCAGUUGAUGGAGGAGGUGCUUGAGUCUCCUUUCGUCUUCUUUCCAAAUGCCGGUUCUUAUGUAUGUCUUGACUGAACCAGGAAACAGGGUUCUUCAGUAUAACACAGACUGCUGCAUACUCUGCUUCCUUUGCUAUGCUGAUGUUGGGUGUUUGUGUAGUUGGCAAAACUUCCUCUGUCCGCUUCCUUUUGCAAAGCCCAGUGUGGUUUUUCCAUCUUCUCUUCGUCCGCCUGGCAUCACAUACAAGACAGGAGUUGUGAGCUCUGCUAACUAGUCCUCUUUCAGUGUACUUAGAUUUCUGCAUCCUUGCCUAUGGAGGCUUUCUGGGGUAGAGUGUGAGAACCUCCUUGCCUCAGAUGUUUCUGUAAACUUAUACAGAGCCUGGCGUUUCCAGGGCCAGGAAAGUUUAGACUCUAAUGUUCUGUUUUUUUUUUAAGUACUGUCUUCAUUUGUCCAGUGUUUGUAUUUGGGAAUUGAAUGUGACUUGGUACUUGUUUGUUGGAUAUUGUGGGCCCCCUUGUGCUUUCCUGCACGGCUGUGUAUGCACCUUUUUGUUGAAAAGUUGCAGGUUUAUGCGUGGGGUGGGAAAACAUAUCUUGGUUUGUCAUUAAGAACUCUUCAAAAUAACUCCCAAUACAUUUAUUCAGCCUGGAAUAAAUGAUGCACUUAGAUUGUUUUUUCUGGACAAGUUUCUCCUCUUCUGCAUUAUUGUGGAUGGAAUCUAUUUGUAUAUAUUGAAGUUUAUGUAACUGAUAUAAUACCAAUUAUGAAAUGGUAAUCUAUGUAUUUAUUACUCAUUGUAUUGUCCCACUUUGGAUUUGAGAAGCGGACACUUGUAUGAAAAGGCAUAACUUGUUAGCAAAAUCCAUUUUCACCCUGGGUGCCUUUGCGUGUGUGUUUGUUUGGUGCAUGUACUUCUCAGUCGCACAUAGAUUCUCUGCACAAACACUUAUUUUUGUACCAACGGAUUGUUAACAUGCCAUGUUUUGUUCCUGUUAAAACACCAGCCUUAAUGGAAAUCUCAGGCCUCUCAUUGGCCUCUGCACUAAAAUCCUCUCGUUGUGCUGUCGUGACCAAACCCCUAUUUUUGACAGCAAGGAUGAGCCCUGUAGGGAAGGAUCCUAGUAUGUCAUCACAAGGUAUAAUGUGCUCGGUGUUGAGGUGUGGCUGGGAUGCAUUAGAUACAGCAGCAAAGGAGGAACCUCUAGUAUAGAGUUUUUGGGCUGGACUAGGGGAGUAAUUGGCAAACAGCGGCUCAUGUGGGUUAACACAUCACCCUUCCACUAGAAGUGGUCCCGAUAUUGGCCAUUUCUGCACAUCUGGCCUUUGAGGAGGCAGCCUUUUAAAACUAGUAAAGCUGUGGCUAGUUUUCCAAGUCAGUUUCAGGUGAUGGUAAUUCAUCGCCCACAUCCAUUGAGUGAACUGUGCUCUAAGAGACAGUUUCACAAAGCCAAACCAUUGCAACUAAACAUAUAUCUGGUUGGAUCCAGACUGAAUUGGGAAUUUCCACAUAUUCCCCCUUUCUGCUGCAGACCCCCUUCAUGUCACUUCUCAGGGGCCCCUAUCCCACAGGAGCAACAUUUCACGGAGAUCCAUUCUGCUGUUAGAAAAUUUAGUCCGAAGCCAUGGCAGUCUGGCUCUCUGGUAUUUGUGAUAUUUCUUCUUCAAGGAUGAUAUCUGUGACUUCUGAAAGUCCAUUGUUAUUGGAAAUCCAAAUCUAGAUUGGUUCAAAUGUAAAGUCAUAUAGUAUAUGAAGAAACGACUCUGUAUGAAAACCAAAAACUAAAUGUUAACUUCUUGUUUAGACCUCUCUAACGAAUGGGUCAAGGAUAGGAAGCUUAGAAAUGCCAGCAGAAAACCUUUGCGGGGGUUAUCCAGAAUUUGUUUUGAAUUGGCCAGCCCUUGGAUUAGGUAGAAUGAAUCUAGUUUUCAUUUUGUCAGCUUGCAGCUGCCCUUAAUUAUUCUCUACAUUUAUUGUGUGCUGUGAAAUAAUUCAAACAUUCCUGUGCAGUCUAGAAAAGGGCUGGAGAAUCUGCAUCCCGGCUCCUGAAAGCCUGUCUUGUGGACUUCUGUGUAUGUACUUCCAAAUAUCUGUGGUUACUAUCAUGUGUCUAAAGCUACCAUAGCAAGCACACUUGGUUUGAGGGGGGGCGGGGCGGGAAACACUGAAAUGCCUGGGCCUUGUAUUGAGAACAGAGGAGACUGCUGUUCCUUGUUGCAGCCUCUGUAGGCUUUGCUGCUGAUUUGGAUUGACUGGGCUUUCAGUAGAGGGCACAGCAUUUCUCAAAAUAAGUCAUCCUGUCGACAGGAACAGUGUUGUCUAGUACACUUACAGUGCAAUCCUAAGCAGAGUUACUCCAGUCUAAGCCCAUUGACUUCAGUGGGCUUAGACUGGAGUAACUCUACUUAAGACUGCGCUAUUAGUACUUAGAGUAGCUUUAGGCUAACGUAAUCUACCAUCAGCAUGGUGCAAUCACCAUACAGAGAUUGCCAUGGUAGUUUUUUACUUUCUCGAUGGGGGAACACGUUUUCCUAGCACUCCAGUUUGCACCUUCACCUGAUACAUUGCCAGCGUAGCAUGAGAAGCAUGCACAGUUGUUUGCCCAACAUACUUGAUUCCUCCUUACAGAAGCCCAGUCUACCUAUUCAGCAAGAGGAGAUGGCUCAGACCUGAGAUGGUAAAAUGGACUGCAGGCAGAGAACCACAUUGUUAAUGCUUCCUUACAUAACAAACAAGCAGAGCCCAAACCCCAAUGUCCAAGUAGAAAAUUAGCACAAGGGAUAGACUAGGCUGCAACCUUCUCUGGCAUACUAGUCCUUUAUUUGCAGAGAGCUUUUAUGGGGGAAAUACUAAAAAAUGGCACCUUCCCACUUGCAGUCUAUACUGGCCCAAUCUGUUAUACCACCUCUGGAUACUACUGCUUUGUUUUUCUGCAUGUGUAGACUGCAUAGUCUAUGUAUGCUGAGAUACUAGAAUGGACGGUACCAUUUCACACUGCCUGUGUGACAUAUUUGGAUGCUUCUUUACAUGAAAACCUCUCUGUAUGUUAAAAAGCUAAGAGUCCUGGGGUGCAGCUGGGCUACCUCUGGCAUGCUGUUUGUUUUUGAAAAACUUGGAAGUUUUCUUUUUUUAACAUGCAGGACCAUUAAAAAUGCAGCCAGACUUGGUGCGGUCCAUUUUCCCACCUCAGGAUUUCACCACCUUGUUUUGCUGUAUGUGAGACUAGGUCAGGCAUCACUCCAGUGGUGGUGCACAGAAUCCACCCAAGAGAAACUCCUUCAGUCUUCUCAAGUGGGUCCUUUGUGACUAGCACCCACAGAUCAGUGUACCAGACGAAGGUGGGCAAGGCAGCAGUGGUAUUGCUGCCCCCACACUGGUCUUCCAGCAGUGUAACAGAUGGGCAGCAUUUCAGCCAGCGCUGCCCACAAUACCCCAUUACAUUCCAGUCUGAGGUCAUCUCGUUCUGCGUUGUUCCUGUGGUCCUCAAAGGACAUCCACUGCUUCUUUGUAACUAAUCUGGACACGCAGGAAGUGAUUUCCUGUGUAAACGCACCCCCCACCCCCGGCUCCACGUACAAGGAAUUUGUGCUGUGAAUAGCUUUUCAAACCAAUUCCACCACUCCCUUUGGAGAUACGUCACAUUUCUCUUCCGCGCACUUCCUUUUCAUUUGCAAUAUUACUAUACAGUUAUACAUUUCCAGAUGAAGGAUUGUAAUGAUUUUUUACUUAUUGUGAUACUGAAGGCAAUCACUAAAUCGCUGCUUGAUUUUCUUUUUUUAAAAAUUUCAUCUAAGUGGUGUACUUUGUUUUACUUUGUAUAUUGGCACAAACUUCUUGUGACUUACAACUUACCGUGUCUGUCGUGCUGAUUUUUCUCUGUCCUUUUUUUUUUUUUUUGAUAUACUGAGAUACUGAACUUUACAAAAGUUCACAUGGUACAUGUCUGUUUUCAUAGUGUUUUAAAAAAAAAUCUGUAUUUUUGUAUGUAGGGAAAUUCGUAGGUUUUCUGAACACUAAUCGAUAUAGUCUGGAAUCAUUGUAAAGGAUUUGUUUAAUAAAUGGAUAAGAUUUAAAAACA